AUGGACAUUGUGUGGAAGUCACAACUCGUGCCUAAGCAAACCAUGGAUCCUCCAAUGCCAUCAGAGGUAGAAAUUGGUGGUACUAAAGAUGUAGAUGUGAUUGAUAAUGAGAGAGAGUUCGAUAAUGUGACCGAGAAAGUGUUUUUUGUAACUGAGAAAGUGUUUAUGAAACACAUAGUUACAAAGAAGAGAUCUGUGAGUUUUGAAGAUGACAAGAAGUUGCAACAUCGUAGUGCUAUUGCUAUAGUUUCUCUUGUGAAGAAAAAGAAUAAUCAUGGUUCUUUCACUAUCCCUUGCACCAUCGAAUUAUUGUAUUUUGACAAGGCAUUGUGCGAUCUUGGUGCUAGCAUUAACCUCAUCCCAUUGUCAAUUUACAAGAAGUUGGGAUUGGGUGACGACGAUGUGCCUAUAAAAGUGGAGUCAUAUAUCUUUUUGGCCAAUUUUGUUAUUAUACGCUGUGAGGAUCACUUUGAGGUUCCAAUUAUCCUUGGGAGAUCAUUCCUUUCCACGGGGCAUGCUUUGGUUGACAUGGAGAAAGUGAAAAUCAAGGAGAGAUUGGGCGUUGAGGCAUUAGAAAUAGUAAUAAUGAACUUUUUGAGUGAUUUUAUUGAAGAGUAUGAUGAAUUAGCGACAACACUUGAUAGGUGUGAAUAUCGGGCAAAGGCAAAGAAAUUGGACUUGGAUAUGAAAAAUCAGGAGAUUCCAUUAGCAAUGUAG
Messenger RNA from Solanum pennellii, 717 nucleotides. RefSeq lists its product as uncharacterized. Bases 1 to 717 code for a protein of 238 amino acids. The transcript is spliced from 3 exons. Lineage: Eukaryota; Viridiplantae; Streptophyta; Magnoliopsida; Solanales; Solanaceae. The record is from RefSeq and is a predicted model, not a curated record.